Molecule: messenger RNA, 435 nt
Organism: Parathielavia appendiculata
Lineage: Eukaryota; Fungi; Ascomycota; Sordariomycetes; Sordariales; Chaetomiaceae
Exons: 3
Coding region: 1-435 (144 amino acids)
Source: RefSeq, a predicted model, not a curated record
AUGGCAGCGGUCGCCAUCGUGGGGAAGUACGGGUCUCAUCACAUGCACGUAUUCCGCGCGAUCAAGGAAGCCCUUGAAUAUGGGGUUGGGCGUGAUACACUGGAGGGAACUGUCAAAGCUGGUACCUACUGGUUGCAUCUUUGGCAUCCUACUGACCUGCUGUCCAUCAAACAAGCUCUCGACAAUGAGGAGUACCCUGCCGACUUGAGCGUAGAAGCCGCCGUUCUAGCCACGGCGAAGAAGCUGAGCAUGAGCGGCGAGGCCAAGACCGGCAGCCGUGUCGAAAUCGGGCGAGGACGCUGCCCUUGCGGAGGAGGAAGCCUCCGAGGGAUGGUCGAGCAGUUCGUCGCGAAGCGGAGGCCGGAACAUGAUUCCAAGCCCUCCGGGAAGGUAGUCGCUGUUGAUGGACAGGCCCCUCCCGCACGGGGAAAGUAG